AUGGGAGACGACAGGCCAGUUGUAGAGUUUAUGCUGAUGCUAUUUCUUGUCACGUUCUCGUUUAUGCUGUUUCCAGAGAUGCUUACGACAUCUGUGAAGAAUGCAGGGUAUUUUGAAGGGAACCGAACGGUGCGUGACUUGAGUUUUUUAGCAAAGCCAAUGGGUGGGAAUGUAACGCUGUAUGAUAGAAGCGGAUAUACAGGAAUAAUCAGUAUGAGUAGCAUUCCAAGCGGAUCUCCAAUAACACAGGCGAUGCACCAGAUAUGCAAGGAGGGCAAGCCAUGGUUUAAUGUUCAGGUUGAUGAAGAGACUUGUUGUGUGUUUAUAAGGACUCAGUCACCGAUUCCUGAUUAUAUAUUCAGACUAAACGAGAUACCUAAUAAGAACCUGUCACCAUCUGAAAUGGUUCUGUCACUUGAUAGCUUCUACUCUUCAAAGAAGACGUUUGACAAGAAGAUGAUAGAAACACUUGUGUAUCUGAUGAUGAGAGAAAGCUUGACUGACAAGCUUGUUCUGCUAUAUGAGCAGAUGAUGGUGAUAAUCAAUGAUAGAAACAAGAUGUUUCUUUUUGAUAUUGAUUUUGACCAGCUUCCUAUAUUUAUCAAGACAGCGACGAAUCUGAAUACGAUUAUUGCAGCAUUUAGCAUAAGUGAAAACACGCUGUUUGUGUACACGACUUUACUGUCAAGGGAGAUACCGUAUAGUAAAGUAUUUGAAGCCCGAUUCGCAAAGAUGUUUCCUGAGCAGAAGGACAUUAAGAUAAAGAACUAUCUGUCUACAGAUGAUUACAAAGGCCUGAGUUUGCUAAUAAGCGAUGAGGAAAGAAGCGAAGCAAUGAAUCUAUUGAGCCUGUAUUUGAAUGACUUUUCUAAAACUGACAAGCAGAUAACAGAAGCGAUGAAAAUACCAGGUGAAAGAGCAUCAUUCAUAGAAGUGUUGGUGUAA
Ordospora colligata OC4 is the source of this 945-nucleotide messenger RNA. RefSeq lists its product as uncharacterized. The transcript has a single exon. Bases 1 to 945 code for a protein of 314 amino acids. NCBI's taxonomy places the organism in Eukaryota, Fungi, Microsporidia, Ordosporidae. The record is from RefSeq and is a predicted model, not a curated record.